Messenger RNA from Malus domestica (apple), 1656 nucleotides. Lineage: Eukaryota; Viridiplantae; Streptophyta; Magnoliopsida; Rosales; Rosaceae. The record is from RefSeq and is a predicted model, not a curated record.
GGACAGUAUUAUUGUUUAUUGCAUGCUUGUAAACUUGUAUAUAAACCAUGCUGCCAUUGCAGCAGGUAUUGAAGUAAGAGAGCUUGAUUAUUCAUCAGCAAAGACGAUAUUCAUCAUGGUAUCACAGAGCUAACAGUCUAACGACCAAAAGCUUUAAUUUUUUUUCUCUUCUCUCUCUCAUGGCGUCCAGUUUAAAUCCCUCAACUCCCGUUGCUAUUCCCUCUCUUCCAAAUGCUUCCAACUUUCUGACUAUAAAGUUGGAUCGUACCAAUUAUCCCCUACGGCAUGCCCAGAUGUUGCCCUUGCUUCGAAGCAGGAAUCUCGUGUCCUUUGUUGAUGGAACCAACCAAUGUCCUCCUGCCUUCUUGCAGGAUGAUGAUGGCCAACUCACUGAUAAAGUCAAUCCUGACUUUGAUGCAUGGAUUCAACACGAUGCUAUGGUCCUCUCUUGGAUCAACAGUUCGGUUCAUCCCACCGUUCUUGCCUCUCUUAUUAAUAAGACAAGUUCUCAUUCUGCAUGGACUUGUUUACGAGACAGGUAUGCUUCUCAAUCUACUGGCCGCCUCCUCCAAUUGCGUAGUGAGCUUAUGAAUACCCAUCGUGGUGAUUCCUCUAUUGCUGAGUUUCUUGAUCGUAUUAAUGGUCUUGCUGACACUCUCUCCCUCUCUAGUUCUCCUGUGACUGACUCUGAUCUUGUUGCCAUUAUUUUAAAUAAUGUUGGGCCUGCUUAUGAGAGUACUGUUGCUUCUGCACAAGCAAGGGAUGAGGCCAUCACUUACAGUGCCUUGGAGGCUCUUCUUCUUGGUGCAGAGAGACGUCAAAAGCUUCAUACUGUGUUUGAAAAUGGGCACACUGCCCUUGCUGCUGGACGGGGUAGUUCAGGACCUUCUCGUGGUCGCGGUGCUUUUCGAGGAGGCCGUGGUCACUUCAAUGGCGGCCGUGGCCAGUUUCCUCCUCGUCCACAAGGCCAAGAACACCAUGUUCUUCCACCCCGACAAACCCAUUAUGGCAUUCUUGGUGCUCCUCCUUCUCCAACCCAAUCUGGUGGCCGUAUCCAAUGCCAAAUAUGUCGUCGUCACGACCAUUCUGCCAUCGAUUGUUUCAAUCGCCUCAAUAUGGCCUAUGAAUGACGUGUUCCUGCUCCACGUCUCCAAGCUUAUGCUGCUGCUGCACCGUCUCCGGCGUCUGCUUCUCCCUCUGGCAUUCAAAACUGGCUUUUUGACUCUGGAGCCAAUGCACAUAUCACUCAUGAUUUGAAUUAGGUUUCGAAUCCUCGUCCUUACAAUGGCACUGACAAUGUUAAUGGUGUGGUGGAUGGACCAGGACCUUCAAACGGGGAAGAUGCUUUUGCAAGGCCGGAGUAAAAAUGGUUUUUAUCCAUUUUCAAGUUCUUCUGUGGUCAACAAUGGAGUCUCUGCAUUUGUCGGUGUUAGAGUGUCGGAUGCUACUUGGCAUUCUAGGUUGGGUCAUCCUGCAAUUUAUGUUUUACGUAAUCUAAUUUCCAAAAAUAUAUUACCAUUAACUGGUAAUGCAACCUACGACUUUUGUUCAUCAUGUCCCCUCGGCAAAAGUCAUAAGUUGCCAUUUAAUUUAUCCUCUUCCCAGUCAUCAUUUCCUUUGGAAUUAAUACAUUCAGAUGUAUGGAUUUCUCCUUCU